This is a messenger RNA of Mytilus trossulus (common blue mussel), 3943 nucleotides long. Its product is annotated as thyrotroph embryonic factor-like. Lineage: Eukaryota; Metazoa; Mollusca; Bivalvia; Mytilida; Mytilidae. Gene Ontology annotation, molecular function: DNA-binding transcription factor activity, RNA polymerase II-specific; RNA polymerase II cis-regulatory region sequence-specific DNA binding. The transcript has 2 exons. Gene Ontology annotation, biological process: regulation of transcription by RNA polymerase II. Gene Ontology annotation, cellular component: nucleus. The record is from RefSeq and is a predicted model, not a curated record. The coding region runs from base 421 to 1521 and encodes 366 amino acids.
UGAAAACGAGGCUUAAGAUUUUGACAUGUAACUGUUUUUCACCUUACGCAACAUGAGUUAGAAACUGACCAAUAGGGGCGUAUUUUAUAUGUGUUUAAGGCUUGAAUGAAGGCAUGGACAUGCCCAUAAUCCAGUUGGAAAGCGCGAUUGGUUAGUUAAUAUUGGAUUACGUGAAUUAUCGAAUAGUUUAGAAUAAGUUACCAGCGUCAAGUGAGGUCAGGGUCUAAAGCCAAUUGGAAUAUGUUAGGCAAUUGAUAAAUAUACGUAAUAAUUUUUCCAAGGACAUGUACGACAAUACACAAUUCCAUAUUGAUAAAUUUUCGUAACAGUUGGUUUUAAUUUUCGAAGGAUAGUUUUACUAAUGUGAAAAAGGUUUAUUAAUCCGGAAGGGUUUGAUAAAUAGUUAUUAAUGUGAAGGCUAUGGCGGAGGAUGGUUCGCCUAACAAUAACGGAGAAAUGCACUACACAACCUCAAGAGCUAAUCACAAUGAACAUUAUCGAUCAAUAAAUAAUACUAAUAACGAGAAUGGUUAUUCAUCAGAGGAAAGAAGUAACUCGCCUUUGGAUUUUUCGUUUAAGAGAAAAAAUGGGGACAAUGAAAUCUCAGGAUCAGACUCUGUUCCAUCGCCAGCAUCAACUAACGAUACUGGAUUAAGUCAGGAUCAUGAUGAUAGAAAAAUAUCAGAAAGUGAGGAAAAAAUUCUAAUGAAUGGACUGGUUAAUAAAAUCAAGUCCGAACCUGACAGUAACUGGUCAUUGAAUCACAAUGUAGCAAGUAUGUUGACAGCUUUUCAAGCUGGACUUAUCCCUAACCCUAUGCUUGGACCACUUCCGUCUGUUGCCGCACUCAUGGCGCCUAAAUAUCCGCAAAACAAAUCUUCAUCAACCCGUCCAUUCAAAUCUUACCCUAAAGACCCAUUAGGUAUGGGUGGGUAUAUACCUGGACUUGUGCCGUCAGAUUCUCAUGGUUUUCAGAAUCUCAACUUAAACAGCGAAGAAUUCUUUCAUUUGUAUCGACAUCAUAUGAUGCUAGCGGGCGAGAAAAUGCACGAAUCAUCUCAAUCACCACUAUUGCAAUCAAAAGCAUCGUCCAAUGUUACUACGACAAGUUCACCCAGCUCAAGCUCUACUAUAAGUCCUAACGGGGUUAAAAGUGAACACAGUCAGAACGGGUUUAGAAAUGGACCCAGUCCUAACGGGUUCAGAAAUAUACCUAGUCCUAAUGGCAUCAGACCUGCUCAGCUAAUGGGUAUAUCAUCUUCAACCGAACACAGAAAUUAUACAUCAUCCCGCAAACGUGCAAGAAUUUUACCGGAAGAACAAAAAGAUGGAGCGUAUUGGGAACGGAGGCGAAAAAAUAAUGAAGCUGCUAAACGAUCGAGGGAUAUGAGAAGAGCUAAAGAAGAUGAGAUUGCCAUCCGAGCGGCUCUGCUCGAGCAGGAGAAUUUAAAACUACGGGUAGAAGUGGCAUCACUGAAAACGGAAACGGCCAAGUUACGUUGUAUGUUGUAUAACAGUUAAUUUUGUUGUUUUGUGAUUUCUCAGGAACUUUUUCAAUGGUUAGAUAAUUUAUGAUGACUCAUGCGGGUAUAUUUUUUAUUUUCACAUAUUUUGUACUGUUAUCAGAAAAGCAGCGAUAUUACAAAGGCAGCCUUAUCGUGAACCAUGACUCGUUACUUGAGAGUUAAAUGGUAAUUUGAACACAUUUUCCAUGCCACUGAACUGGCAUUUUCUGACAACAUUGUUUAAACAAGUUUAUAUUCAUGUCACCAGUCCAGAUAUUCUAUUUUUGGGUGGUCCAUAUUUACAGUAAAUACCAAAAAAUCAAUAAUUAAAGUAUUAAAUUAUUUUGAAUUCCUCCAUUUGUUAAGACAUUUAUGUAAGAUAAUAGAGAAUUAUUAUCAUGAUUAUUGUUCUCAAUUUGGCAUGUGCGAGGUUGAUUUUUAAUGCUAAAUGUUUUAAUUGGUAAAUCAUCCAAAUGUUUAAAAAUAGUGUGAAAAUUGAAUGUGUAUUUAAGUAAAUUUUGAAUGCUACGAGAUGCCAUGUAAUUUUUGUAUGUACAUAUUAUCUUUGCAUGCUUUUCAUAUUUGUUUAUUGAUAACAAAACUCAGGGAGAUUAUUAUAUCAUUUUUUUAAUGUAUAAAUGUGUUUGUUAAAUUUUCAUAGUUUUGAUCUAUAUAUAACAUUGUUGAGCCUAUAAUCCAGCGUUCUCAGGUAGAGGAAAGAAAUUCUUGAUCGAAUUUGCCCGAUAAUCCAUAAUAUGCAAAUGAGUCGAUUGUCAAUCGUAACAUGCUACAUAUCCAAUUUUGUAGAAAAACAAUUUUAUAUUUCAUUAAGAGCGAUGUAAUCGAAUUUAGAAAUGAAAUCACAAUCCUAUAGCUGGUUAUAUUGAUUUAUAUGCAUUUUUGUUUCAUUACUAUACUAUUGCUCAAAAGGAUUGGAAAAUGAUUUCAUCGUUUUCUACUCUGACGCCAUCUUUCAAGAAUUGGUUCUUAAGUAUUUUAUACAUGCUCACUUCAAUGUAAAAUCCUUCUAUUAUUCAUAUCUUAUUAUCUUGAUGUUAUUCACCAAAGUACCUCUAUAUUAAGAGUCUACCUCAUGUGUUUGUUGGACGUAUUAUUAUUGUUUUAUUGAUUUGAAAUCAAAUGCAUGCUUUGUGUAUAUAUAUUAAUAUUAUAGAAUAAUUUUACAAUCAACUUGGACAAUCUUGUGCUGUUAAAUUUAUCUCUAAGAAACUCUUGUGCUGUUAAAUUUACCUCUUAGAAACUCUUGUGCUGUUAAAUUUACCUCUAAGAAACUCUUGUGCUGUUAAAUUUACCUCUAAGAAACUAGUGCUCUACUUCACAACAGAUUUACUAAAAAUUCAAUCCAUUUUGGGAUGUUACUUUGCUUUUUGUUUUCUUCAGAUUUACAUUCAAAUAUAUAUGUUUAAAUUUCUUUUAACUUUUGAUUUCCAUCAACUGUAAAUUAACUGAAAAUAUUAGUUAUAUGUACCAUGCAUACGUGUACUAAUGUGUACACAUGAUUUGAGUCUAAACUGGUUUUUUUUUGUACAAUGUUUUAAAUUUUUACUUGUUAUCAUUUUAUCCUCUUUUUAACCCCUUAAUUUACAUACGAAUAUAUUGUGACCCCUAAAUUUACAUACCAAUAUAUUGUGAUAUCUUUUAUUUACUGCAGCAGCUGACUUGGAUGGAGUUCUGUUCAUUCAUCAUCCAGUCCACAAUCUCAGUUAUAAACAAAACGUUUGAAAUAGGCCAGUAUUCAUUCAGAUUUAUUUUUACUAAUAUUAUAAUUCCAUAAAUUCAGAUAUAUUGUAAAAAAAUAUUUUUUGUCUUUCUUUGUUUUCGUUCGGAAAUGAAUUUAAUAGUCAGAUAUCAUGAGUAACAUGAACUUUGAAAUUUAAAAAUCGAUUCAAAAUAUUUAAAACAUCAGAUUUUGACAAACAUUCGAAUAUUUAUAAGAAUGUAAAAUUACUUUUUAACAAUAGUACUACCUCAAUAGUGGUAUCAGGUAAUUCAAAUCAUUUUUUUUUUUUCAAAACUGAGGAGGUUAAUGAUUCUUUUGUUAUGACAGGGAGGAUGCGAAAAGAGUACCCCCACUUUUCUUGAUACAAGAAAUUAUGAUAUUUCUUUCAAUGUAAAUUUGAAUCAUAUGUUACAACUCAGAUGAGAGAAAACUCUAAACAAAAACGUUCUAUCACUCCUACUUUUACGAAGAUAAGAAAAUGGUUUAGUGUCUGAUUUCAAUGUAUAAAUGUAUGAAGAUAGUGCUAUAUAUAUUAUAUUUUACAAUGCGUGCGUGUUGGUCAACUGUCUAUACUUUCUACCUCGAUAUCAUUUUAAUCAUUUUAAUGUGUCUUCAUUUAUUGGUGCAUUACCAUAUAUCCAACUGUUGGACGAAUAUUUUGGUAAAUUUUAAUAAAAAUGUUUUACAAAAAUGAAAA